Pantherophis guttatus is the source of this 1889-nucleotide messenger RNA. RefSeq names its product crystallin mu (gene CRYM). The record is from RefSeq and is a predicted model, not a curated record. Gene Ontology annotation, cellular component: cytoplasm. Gene Ontology annotation, molecular function: thyroid hormone binding. Gene Ontology annotation, biological process: thyroid hormone metabolic process. Lineage: Eukaryota; Metazoa; Chordata; Lepidosauria; Squamata; Colubridae.
CGGUGGGGGCGGGCAGCCCUGGGCGGUGGCCGGGAGAGAGAGGGAGCGAGCCCCUUCCCUGCCCAGCUCGCCUCCGUCCCCGCCGCCAGCAUGAGCUCCGCGCCGCUCUUCCUGGACGCCGGGGCCGUGCGGAAGCACUGGCCCGCCUCCCGCGCCCUCCUCCCGGCUCUGGAAGCCGCCUUGGCCGCCUUCUCCAGCGGAGCCCCGGGCGGCGUGGUGCAGCCGCUGCGCACCGUCUUCCCGAUCCAGAAGCACAGCGGCUUUUUAGGGGUCAUGCCCGCCUACAGUGCAAACGACGAUGCACUGACAACCAAGCUGGUGACCUUUUAUGAGAAUGUGUCUCCUUCGCACCAAGCGACGGUCCUGUUGUUCGACCCAACGAACGGCACCCUCAAAGCGCUGAUGGAUGGCAACGUCAUUACAGCCAAGCGUACGGCAGCUGUUUCGGCAAUAGCCACCAAGUAUUUGAUGCCUGCAGUUUCAGAAGUCCUCUGCAUUUUAGGAGCUGGUGUCCAGGCCUACAGCCACUACGAAGUUUUCACAGAGCUGUUCUCAUUUAAAGAGGUUAGGAUCUGGAACCGCACCAAAGAGAAUGCAGAAAAGUUUGCUCGCACGGUGAAUGGACCGGUACUGGUCUGUUCCUCGGUCCAGGAGGCUGUCAGUGGGGCGGAUGUGAUUGUCACAGUCACAAUGGCGACUCAGCCCAUCUUGCGCGGAGAGUGGGUGAAAGCCGGAGCCCAUAUCAAUGCUGUAGGAGCCAGCCGGCCUGAUUGGCGAGAACUAGAUGACAAUGUAAUGAGCAAUUCGGUAUUGUAUGUCGAUUCGAAAGAGGCAGCUCUGCGCGAAUCAGGAGACGUUAUUUUAUCGGGGGCCAGCAUUUUUGCAGAACUGGGCGACGUGAUCUUGGGAAGCAAACCAGCCCUGCGUGAAAAAACCACGGUGUUCAAAUCACUGGGGAUGGCCAUUGAAGACACCAUCGCAGCAAAAUUGGUCUUUGAAGGUUGGUCGGCCAGCGGAUGAGAGUGCAACCGUCUGAUGCUCUUAAGCCACCGAAUAAUAAAAGGGAAAUCGCUUCUGAGCAAAAAAUAACUAAUAUUGCACAAUAAACGGUCUUACUAGGUUACAAUAGCAAGAUAAAUAUUAAGGUAACAAAAGAAUCAAAUGAUUUUUCUCAGUGUUUCUGAAGCUCAGCGACUUUAGGAUAUGUGGACUUCAACUCCCAGAAUUCCCCAGCCAACAAACUUUAAGAUAUGUGGACUUCAACUCCCAGAAUUCCCCAGGCAGCAAACUUUUAAGUUAGCUGGGGAAUUCUGGGAGUUGAGGUCCACACAUCUUAAAGUCGCUGAGUUUCAGAAACACUGGUUUAUCUAAUUAUUCUAAUGUGAAUCAUGUUCUUUUCAUGUAUUUGGAUAGUGACUUAAAUUCAGAGUUUACAACAUCCUUCAUCUCUUGAAGGCUAUAUUGUUAGUUCUACUAAAUUGUUCACUUUAUUAGCUGUAAUUUCAUUUUUAUAUGUUCAGAGAUUCCAAAACUAAACUUUUAACUAUUUGGGUGCCUGUCAAUGACCUUUGUCUCAGAUUUUCUCUCUGAAAUAAUAAUUUUAGAGCUAAGAUUCUAGAUCUAGAAUCUAAGGAUUGAUUUCUGCUUAACUAUUUUCACAUAAAUUUUGCAUUUAAUGGAUAAAGUUUGCCUUCUUUUUAUUACUGACAAAUAGACAAUCAACAAUCAUAAGAAAAUAAUUGUCCUAAAACAGGUUAAGAAAAUUCUACCGCCUUUUUUCUAAAAAAAAAAAAAAAAAAGUAGAAAAAAUGUUGGGGUCAAUCAAUAUUGAUGUAUUUUCUAUACUGUGUUGUUUGUAACAAAAAUAAAAUUAACAUUUCAGAAAAUUA